UAAGAUUAAUUUCCCCCAAGAUUAUGCGCUACGUCUGAAGCAGCGACUUUGCGGUUAUCAGGGGCAAAAGCAUAGCAUGUAGAAACACGGACCCACGUGACUCGCGCAAAAGAAUUCUUAAUGAGUCAAAAUUCAAACUAAAAGCUUCCAACUUGAAAUACAUAAUUGUCAACGCAUAAGAAGACCAUCUUAAGACUGAAAAGUAAUCCUUCUAUAAUCGGAGAUCUGUCUUUUGGCCUUGUCCCCACCUGAAUGAGAAAUUUCUAUUGGAGAUCUACGACCUUGUUUCCCCGAUGACGACAACGGCGACAGCCCCGGCCGAGACAGCGGGGUCCUCUCGGCCCUGCAAUCGGUGCAAGGACCAGGAGGGCACGAUCGACUUGAGAGGGGCCGAGAUUGUGUGCAAGACUUGUUUUGCAUACUACGUCUCCAGCAAAGCCAUCAAGCGUCUCGAGGCCCUGCAGCGCGAAACCAGCGCUCCCCGCGCCAAGGGCCCCAGGCGUCCGCAGCGAUACCUUGUCGGCCUGUCGUGCGGGCCGUCGUCCACCGCGCUGCUGCACGUGCUUACGGAAAACGUGCGGCAGCAGCGCGCCAGGGGCCAGAAGACGUCUAGGUUCGAGUAUGUUGCCGUGCACGUCGUCGACGACACCGUUGCGCCUUAUACCACCGGGAAAGACGGGGGUGUAGAUAAAGAUCCGUAUAUCGCGGCCUUCCGCGCCCGCUUCCCGGAUGCGAACUUACAGACCGUGCCCCUGAGCUCCGCGCUCGAAUUACCUUCUAUCGACUGGACUACUCUGCCCAACCCCUACCCCAAUCCUUCUCAUGACUCUACCACCACCACCACCCUUUCCCCUUCCCACCGCCUCUCCCAAAUCCUCCACUCCCUCCCUUCCACCACCUCCCGUGCCGACGUCCGACGCCUCCUAACGCGACACGUGCUCCUCGCCGCCGCCGCGCUCCGCAGCUGCGACGCGCUCCUCCUCGGGCACAGCACGACGUCCCUCGCGGAGCUCACCCUGUCCGAGACCGCCAAGGGCCGGGGUUUCGCGGUGCCCUGGCUCGUGAACGACGGCGCCGCGCCGCUUCCCUCGGGUCUUCUUGACCCUACUGCUGCCGCUGCUGUUGCGGGGGGAUUAUUUCCCAGCGACGAGAACGGCACUACCACCACCACCACUCCUACUACCCACAAAUCCUUACCCGUCUACAGCCCGCUCCGCGAGCUCUUCCGCAAGGAACUCGUCACGUACCUCGUGCAAGUAUUACCAGCCGGGCUCGCGAGCACCCUCCUACCGCCCGUCGAGGCGGCGAAGCUAGAUAACGGUAGUAGUAGUGGUGGUACCGCGGCGGUAGUCUCGCACCGGGACCUGAGCAUCGACGACGUGCUGGGGCGGUACUUCGCCGAGGUGGAAGCCAGCUAUCCAUCCGUGGUAGCGAACGUGGUGCGCACGACGGGGAAGCUGGUACGGGUGCCUGAGGGGGAUGAUGAUGACCGUGCGGGGAGGAAUACGGCUGCUGCUACGAGCAACGGCGUUGGACGAGAACAACACACUCGUUGCGUCCUGUGCGGCGCAGGUCUGGACGAGCUCGGCGAUCAGCGGUGGAGGGGGGAAAUAGGCGACGAUGUUGAUGACGGGGAUAGCGAGGCGGCCGAGACUAGGCGGAAGUUGUGCUACGGGUGCCAGCGGACUAUACGCGGGUAGCGAAUAGCUACAACCUAACCUAACCUAACCUGGUACCUACACGUAACCUAGCCAGCACCAAUUUACCUCCUUCGGCACAUUUACAUGUAUCUCAGCGACUUACUUCUAGGUACUUACUUACUUUAUGUACUUACUCACUGGGCUUGACUUCCAUCAUCUUAGACAAUUCGAAACAAUGCAAAAAAAAAAAAAAGCAGGUGAUCUUUAACCUUUAAGAAUAAAUAUUAUCCCUAUCCUCCCUUUUCUUUUUCUUCUUCUUUUCUUUUCCUUUCUCUUCCUUCUCUACCAUUUCUCUCCUAGAUACAUACCUCCUAUGUUACCAAGAAAGAACCAAACUGGGCAGUAGUAAAUCUAUCCGAAUCUACCGCGCCGUCCCAUAUCUAACCAUAACCCGCCGAGACAAGGAAAAAUUAGAAAAAAAAAAAAGCCUCCAUCCCCUUCCCCCGUAGAUAUAGGCUGGGUGUAUAUAAAUACCUAAUAUAUAUACCUGACCUAACCUGACCUAACCUGCCCCCGAGCUCUCUAUAAUAAACUUCGGUGGCACUUGAAUACCGCAAGUGCGUGCGUGUGUGUGUGUAUCAUAUACCGGAUAUCUCUCUCUUCCCCUCCAUCCCCCAUCUCGAUACCAGGUAGGUAAUAUCUCCCCUCCAGACAUCCACGUACGAAACUCCCUAGCUAAGCGCCAGGUCGGUCAGCCUGUUUGCUUAACUUUUUUCCUCCUUAUAAAUUUUCCCUCCCUGAUGCCCCCC
This is a messenger RNA of Daldinia caldariorum, 2449 nucleotides long. RefSeq lists its product as uncharacterized. The record is from RefSeq and is a predicted model, not a curated record. Gene Ontology annotation, cellular component: cytosol. Lineage: Eukaryota; Fungi; Ascomycota; Sordariomycetes; Xylariales; Hypoxylaceae. Bases 294 to 1700 code for a protein of 468 amino acids. The transcript is spliced from 2 exons. Gene Ontology annotation, biological process: tRNA wobble position uridine thiolation. Gene Ontology annotation, molecular function: sulfurtransferase activity; tRNA binding.